AUGAAGGCGUUCCAGGUUUGCUCUUAUCUGCUGGGCGUGGCCCCUGCAGUACUGGCCCACGGGCUUCACCAUAACCAUGCUCAUGGCCAGGGCGCAGAGCACGAGUUCAAGCAGGGCUCUGUAAUCUUGAAGCAAGAAUCCGUCCUUUACCCGCUGGUGCAGUUCCUACAGGACUACGUGUUCGCCCUGGGCCCCCGCUACAAUGCCCUCGUGGCCAUCCUGAUCAUACAGUUUAUGCCGUGUCUCUUUGUGCUGCUGGUCCCCGGACUGCGCAGAACCGAUCCUGCCAGCUUGACACUGCCCUUGCUGGUUUCGUUUUCACUGGGGUCACUGCUGGGUGACGUUUUCUUGCACAUCAUACCGGAAAGCCUUAUCGGCGGUGGUGCAGACGAUGGCAUGAUGGUCGGGUUUGCUAUCUUCCUGGGGUUUAUCUGCUUCUUGACCCUGGACAAAACGCUGCGGAUCCUAUCCGGUGCCUCCAACGACGACGGUGGCAUGCACUCCCACUCACACGGCCAUGCCCACCCACACCAAGACGCAGAGAAGAAGACUGGCUUCAACAUGUCUGCGUACUUGAACGUCAUAUCCGGUAUAGCCCACCACAUCACCGAUGGCAUAGCGUUGGCGUCGUCGUUCUACAGCUCUGCGCAGGUGGGCAUAAUCACCAGCAUAGCCAUUACUUUCCACGAAAUCCCUCACGAGCUGGGCGACUUUGCUGUCUUGCUCUCCAGCGGGUUCACGUUCCCACAGGCCAUACGAGCCCAAAUGAUAACGGCGUCCGGUGCCGUUGUUGGCACCGCCAUUGGUUGUCUGAUCAACGAGAUCGGGGGCUCCAGCCAUGCACCAACAUCGUCGUCCAGUGGUGUUUCCGAGCUCAUGCUGCCGUUCACUGCAGGUGGCCUCAUUUACAUCGCUACGACCAACGUGGUGCCUCAGAUCCUGCAAAGCUCCACCCAUAAUAGCAAGUGCCAAGAGUUCAAGCGGUGGGUCUUACAACUGGGCUCGGUUUUUGUGGGGUUUGCCGUCAUGGCACUCAUGGACGACCACUGA
Saccharomyces eubayanus is the source of this 1050-nucleotide messenger RNA. It is a transcript of the gene YKE4, whose product is annotated as Zn(2+) transporter YKE4. Gene Ontology annotation, cellular component: membrane. Bases 1 to 1050 code for a protein of 349 amino acids. Gene Ontology annotation, molecular function: zinc ion transmembrane transporter activity. Gene Ontology annotation, biological process: zinc ion transmembrane transport; intracellular zinc ion homeostasis. The record is from RefSeq and is a predicted model, not a curated record. NCBI's taxonomy places the organism in Eukaryota, Fungi, Ascomycota, Saccharomycetes, Saccharomycetales, Saccharomycetaceae. The transcript has a single exon.